AAAAGAAGCGAGCGUUCCUCUUCAGAGGAGUCGAGCACUUCACCAGAAGCGAAAAAAGCGAGGAGUGAUGAAGUAAACUCUCCUGAAGAAGUCGAGGAGCACGAGGUUGAAGACGAAAUCUUUACGGUUUUGAACAUGACCGAAGGCUUUCAUAAAGCUUUGGAGGAGAUAAAUCGAAAGCUGGAAAAGCUAGACGCUAUCCAAACAACAGUAAAUGAUGUCCAAACGUCCCUUCAAAAAUUGGAAGGGAGAAUACAGAAGCUGGAAUAUUCGCAAACAACCGCCAGCCAAGACAUUGAGAACUUGAAAGAAAGCUUAAAUAUAGCCGAGAAGCAACAGCAGAAUUCGACAGCGAGCCUAAAAUUUUACCAGGAGAAAACAGAUCUCGCUUUAACCGAUUUGCAGAAGAAAAAUGAUGAUUUAGAAACUAAGCUUAAAGAGGUACAAGACAAGAAUCUCUAUUUGGAAGCCUACUCGAGGCGGGAAAAUAUAAUUUUUGAAAAUAUUGUGCAAGAAACAGACAAAGAAGACACUGAAUUAGUUGUUCGCACCUUCCUCGAGACGGAAUUAGGAUACAAAGAUGCAAGCACCGUUGAAAUACAGAGGGUUCAUCGCUUAGGAAAGAAGAAGGAAGAAAAGCCCAGGCAAAUUAUC
Porites lobata is the source of this 654-nucleotide messenger RNA. NCBI's taxonomy places the organism in Eukaryota, Metazoa, Cnidaria, Anthozoa, Scleractinia, Poritidae. The record is from the annotation of a GenBank genome assembly.